Dothidotthia symphoricarpi CBS 119687 is the source of this 993-nucleotide messenger RNA. Its product is annotated as eIF-3 RNA-binding subunit. Bases 18 to 863 code for a protein of 281 amino acids. Gene Ontology annotation, molecular function: translation initiation factor activity; RNA binding. The record is from RefSeq and is a predicted model, not a curated record. Lineage: Eukaryota; Fungi; Ascomycota; Dothideomycetes; Pleosporales; Dothidotthiaceae. Gene Ontology annotation, cellular component: cytoplasm; eukaryotic translation initiation factor 3 complex. The transcript is spliced from 3 exons.
CCACACAUACCGCAGCCAUGUCUCGAGUAGCAGGGCGCACCGACUGGGCCGAAGAAGAGGACGACAACGACGUUCAACUCCCCGCGCAGCAAAUCACCAAGAACAAGGAUGGAACCGAGACAAUAAUCACAUACCGCAUCGGCGACGACGGCAAGAAAUACAAGACGACCCGCCGCAUCAAGAAGACGGUCAUCAAGCAGGUGGUGAACCCCCGCGUGGCCGAGCGCAAGGCAUGGGCGAAAUUCGGGCAAGAAAAGGGCAAGGCUGCGGGCCCACAGACAGACACAGUCUCGGUCGCCGAGAACAUCCACUUCCGCCCCGUGGCCAACUGGAAGGCCAGCACCGAGGACAAGGGCGAGGACGAGAAGAAGCAGAUGGAGCUCAAGAACGCGAAGAUCAAGUGCCGUAUCUGCUCGGGCGACCAUUUCACCACAAAGUGCCCCUUCAAGGACACCAUGGCCCCCGAAGGCGACGUUGCGCCCGCAGACAUGCCCGACGAUGCGCCUGGUGGCGCGCAAGGUGGUCUGGGGACUGGCGCCGGUGGUUACGUUCCUCCUCAUCUUCGUGGCCGCGGCGGUGCGGGUGAGAAGAUGGGCGGCAAGUUUGAUCGCGACGACAGCGCCACGCUACGCGUUACGAACGUUUCCGAAAUGGCCGAGGAGCAGGAUCUGCGCGACAUGUUCUCCAGGCACGGACACGUUACAAGAGUCUUUUUGGCAAAGGACAGAGAGACAGGACGGGCCAAGGGCUUUGCGUUUGUCAGUUACGCCGACCGAGACGACGCCGCCAAGGCCUGCGAGAAGAUGGAUGGAUUCGGUUUCGGACAUCUUAUCCUGCGUGUCGAGUUCGCGAAGAAGGCUUGAACGGGUCAGUUCGAGGGUAUGGGCAGGUCUGCAUAGCGGCGUUUGGGACAUGGCAUAUGCUUCAUGUCAAUGUCAAUGUCAAUAGAUGGACUGUGAUGGCUGACGGUAGUUAUUACGAAUGGAUUCCGAA